Messenger RNA from Rubroshorea leprosula, 1395 nucleotides. NCBI's taxonomy places the organism in Eukaryota, Viridiplantae, Streptophyta, Magnoliopsida, Malvales, Dipterocarpaceae. The record is from the annotation of a GenBank genome assembly.
GAUCCUUCAAACCCUCUCGAGUCUCGUCUACCACAGGCGGCCGACGCCAGUAAUCUCUCUUUCUUCAUCCCCCAGAAAAAUGUCGUCUAUCUUCCGAGUUCUCCGCAGCAACUUCUCCCCAACAUCAGGACCUAGCAUCCGAUUCUCUGCGAAAGACAUCUUUAGGGAACGCAAUAUCAGGAGCCUCGUCGAAAAAUUCAAGAUACUAAGUGAAAGCAAAACCUUCCGCCAUAACACCCACGCGUAUGAUUACACGUUCCGCCGCCUGGCAGCUGCAGGACACUUGAAUUGGAUAGAAGAAAUCCUCGAAGACCAAAAGAAGUACAUACCCAUCUCCAAAGAAGGGUUUGCAGGGAGGCUGAUCACUUUAUAUGGGAAAUCGGGCAUGUUCGAUCAUGCCCAGAAGUUGUUUGAUGAAAUACCGGAGAGGGGUUUGGUGUCGUUCAAUGCCCUUCUGGGAGCCUACGUAAAUUCCAAGAAGUUUUGUGAAGUUAAUAGGCUUUUCAAGAAGUUACCGGAAAAGUUAUCUAUUAAGCCAGAUGUAAGCUCGUACAAUGCUGUUAUCAGGGCAUUUUGUGAGAUGGGUUCUUUAGAUUUAGCCUGUUUGAUGCUUGAUGAGAUGGAAAAUGAGGGUGUGGAGCCAAACGAAAUUACGUUUAACACGCUUCUUUUUGCGUUUUAUAAGAAUGGGAGGUUUUUUGAUGGGGAAAAGAUAUGGCAUAGAAUGGUGGAGAAUAGGAAUGUGGUUCCAAAUAUUAGCAGUUACAAUUCCAAGUUGCUUGGAUUGGUCGCAGAGAAGAGAACAAAGGAGGCGGUUGAGCUGGUUCAAAAUAUGGGGAAAUUUGAAGGACUUAAACCUGAUUUGGUUAGUUUCAAUUCUUUGAUUGGAUGUUUUGUCAAUGAGGGGAACCUAAAGGCAGCUAAACAAUUGUAUAUUCAAAUGUUGAUAAGUGGUUGCUUGCCAGAUAAAGUGACUUUUGAACUGCUAGUUCCAUUGGUUUGUAGGAAGGGUGAUGUGGAUUUUGCCUUUCAGCUCUGUCGAAAAAUUUUUGGUAGAAGUUUCAGUCGAAGAUUCGUUUUCGAUGAGUCGUUGUUGCAACAAGUGGUGGAUGAACUGGUUAAGAGCUCCAAGAUUGAAGAGGCAAGAAAGCUUGUGCAGCUCGGAGAGACAAAUAAAUACCAUCAGUAUAUGCUGAAAUUGCCUGCAGUGUAGCUUUCUAAUUCAAAUCUUGGUGGCUCCAUAAUCUUGGCAGGCUGAAACUGCCACGCAUCCUUACUGAAAUUUUUUUUUAUUGACAAAUUUGUAUGCUUAAGUUUGAUAUCCUAUCCUUAUUUUCAGAAGGGCCUUUGAUUAUGGAAGCAAAAGCUAAGUUCCAAUCAAUUAAUUUAUUUUCU